AUGCUACGGGACCCCAUACAUCUAGAUAGCCCACAGCAUAUUUUAGACAUUGGUACUGGGAUAGGGGCAAUUAACGCUGCAAAUAAAUACCCAUCUGCAGAAGUCAUUGGGACGGACCUUAGUCCCAUUCAACGAUCGUGGGUGCCGCCAAACUGCAGGUUUGAAGUUGAGGACGCAGAGAGUCCGUGGACGUCUUCAAGGGAAUCAUUCGAUCUUAUUCACUCUAGGCAUCUGAUGGGAGCUAUAUCGGACUAG
Morchella importuna is the source of this 255-nucleotide messenger RNA. RefSeq lists its product as uncharacterized. The record is from RefSeq and is a predicted model, not a curated record. The transcript is spliced from 4 exons. Lineage: Eukaryota; Fungi; Ascomycota; Pezizomycetes; Pezizales; Morchellaceae. Bases 1 to 255 code for a protein of 84 amino acids.